GGAGCCCAUUUCUUGCUCUGAAGUCUCACAGUGGGGAAAGCAGGGAUGAAGCUACUCUUUGCAGCUGCUUUUGCACUCUUUGUGCUGUCUGCCUUUGACCAGGCAGACUCCUCAGCUUAUGACAAGAUAGUUGCCCACAGUCGUAUUAGAGCAAAGAAAGAAGGACCAAAUAUGUGUGCUCUCCAGCAAGUCAUGGGGACAAAGAAGAAAUACUUCAGCACUUGUCGUAAUUGGUACCAAGGGGCCAUCUGUGGAAAGAAAGCGACCGUGUUGUAUGAGUGUUGCCCAGGUUACAUGAAGCUGGAAGGCAUGCGUGGCUGUCCUGCAGUUGCUCCCAUUGACAACGUUUAUGGCACCCUCGGCCUGGUCAAAGCCACAACAACCCAGGACUACUCUGCUCUAUCCAAGCUACAGGAGGAGAUUGAAGGCCCUGGGUCAUACACUUUCUUCGCCCCCAGUAAUGAUGCUUGGGAACUUCUCGUUCCGGAGAUAAGGAAUGCCCUGGUGAGCAAUGUUAAUAUUGAGCUGUACAAUGCUCUGCACUACCACAUGGUCAACAAACGUCUCCUUACCAAAGACCUCAAGAACGGAAUGACCGCCACCUCCAUGUACAAUGACUUGAACCUGCUCAUCAAUCAUUACUCCAAUGGGGUUGUCACAGUGAACUGUGCCAGGAUCAUUCACGGCAACCAGGUGGCAACCAACGGAGUGGUCCACGUCAUUGACCGUGUCAUCACGGCCGCUGGCAACACCAUUCAGGAUGUGAUUGAAGUGGAUGAUGACCUGAGUACUUUGAGUACUGUGGCUAUAGCAUCUGGUUUGAUUGAGAAGCUUGGUCAACCGGGACAGUUCACCCUGUUCGCCCCAACCAAUGAUGCUUUUGACAAGCUGGAUAGAGAGGUUCUGGACAGGCUUAUGGAAGACAAGAAUUCCCUCCAAGCUCUCUUCAACUACCAUCUGUUGAACUCUGUUCAGUGCUCUGAGGCCAUCAUGGCCGGCACGUCUUAUGAGACCCUGGAGGGCAGCAAUAUUGAGAUUGGCUGCGAUGGAGAUAGUCUCACAGUCAACGGCAUCAAGAUGGUACUCAAGAAGGACAUUGUCACCACCAAUGGAGUCAUCCACCUCAUCGAUCAAGUCCUCAUGCCUGACUCUGCUAAACAUGUUAUGGAGUUGGUUGGACAAUCUCAGGGCACCUUCGGCGACAUGUUGAUAGAGCUGGGCUUGUCUGCAGCUAUGCGACCCCAGGCUGAGUACACACUCCUGGCCCCACUUAACUCAGCCUUCAACGAUGAGGUGAUGUCCAUGGACCAGAGCAUCCUGAAGGUCAUUUUGGAAAACCACAUCCUGAAGAAUAAGAUUGUGCUGAGUGAGCUGUACAAUGGUCAGCGUCUGGAAACACUCGCAGGGAAAUUUCUCAGAGUCUUCAUCUACCGCACAGCUGUCUGCAUUGAGAACGCCUGCUUGAUCCGUGGAAGCAAAGAGGGAAGCAACGGUGCCCUCCAUCUUAUGAAGACCCUGAUCAUGCCAGCAGAGUCCAGCAUGUACCAUCUUCUGGUGAAAAACGGAGCCUUCAAAAUCUUUUUGUCCCUGAUGGAGGCAGCUGAUCUGACUGAUCUGCUCAAAAAUGAAGGAGAUUUCACACUCUUUGCUCCCACAGAUGAGGCUUUUGCAGGGCUCAGUGACAGAGACUUGUCUCUUUUGAAGAGUGACGUUAACGCCCUCAGAGCCAUCCUGCUCUAUCACUUCAGUAAUGGCAUCUUCAUCGGUGGAGGCUUGGAGACUGGAGUCACUAACCUCCUAAAAACUCUCCAGGGCAGCAAUUUGAAGGUGUUGUAUGCAAAUGAGGGCAUGCAGGUCAACACUGUGAAAGUUCCUGAUUCUGAUCUAAUGGCCACAAAUGGAGUUAUUCACUUUGUCAGAACUCUUCUGUACCCUGAGGAUAUACCAGUUGGGAGCCAGGACCUCCUUUCACUCCUGAGAAGGAUCAUCCGACACAUCCAUAUUAAGUUUGUCUCUGGAUACAGAUAUCAGGAGAUCCCUCUUACAUUUAGGAAAAGAGUCAUCACAGUUCAGGGAGAGCCCACAAUCACCAAGGUGACACGGGUUAUUGAGGGCGAUCCGAGAAUUACAAAGGUUACCAGAGUCAUUGAAGGAGUACACCACAGGAGAACCUAGAUCAAGACCAGCCACAGUGAGCACGUAGAAAACAAGUGCUGAAGAGUAUAGCAGAUACGUCCUUCAUUUACGUGCGCAGUGGUCCAGAACCUACCAGGUUGGAGUUGAGUUUAAGACAAAAAAACAAACAAUCUCGUUACUGAUCAUUCCUGUUGCCCCAGAGAUAAUAGAUGAGUUUGUUCAAGUACAUUUGGUCCAAACAGGGAUAUGAAAUUCUCCAUAUGUGUAUGCAAAUAUUUUAAGCUCUCUUCUAAAGUGUGGUUUGAAAAAUCACAGUUUCAUAAAUAAGUGAUCAUACUGUAUGUGACGUGACACACAAAAUCAGAUUAUUUUGUGUUACAAUGAUUCAGAAACAUGUGGAGUACCGGUACACGGCACAGGCAUACAAACAAAAAAAGGAAGUGUUCAUAUGAAAUGCCUGGUGUAGGGAACUGUUGCCUUAAACCAGUAACAUGAAUUUAUUUUUCUGGGGUACAGUUUACCGUUGCAUGGACAAUGAUUUUAUGGUGCUCAUAAUUAGAUGGUGUAAAAUCUAAAAUAAAGAUAGAAAUUAUGUUGCAUAGUUUUGUUAUAGAAUCUCAAAUCAUUUUCAUGUUUAGUUUUUUUUUUUCUGCUGGGAUAGAGGAUUGUUUUUCUCUAGUCUUUUGUGUGUGUCUGCAAUUGUGUGUCCAUUUUGCAUUAACUGUGCACAAAUGUGCUGAACAUUGCAUUCUUUGAAAACUCAAAGCUUUUUCUCAAAACUGAAUUUUUAUGUUUCCAGUCCAAAUUUAUUUCAACAUAAACGGGUUUUGGAUCUUUUGCUUUUACUUUUCAAUUUCCAUAAUAAACUCAACUUUUAGACAUGGAA
Carassius carassius (crucian carp) is the source of this 3022-nucleotide messenger RNA. It is a transcript of the gene postnb, whose product is annotated as periostin, osteoblast specific factor b. The transcript has 19 exons. Gene Ontology annotation, biological process: cell adhesion; extracellular matrix organization. Gene Ontology annotation, cellular component: extracellular matrix. The record is from RefSeq and is a predicted model, not a curated record. The coding region runs from base 46 to 2175 and encodes 709 amino acids. Lineage: Eukaryota; Metazoa; Chordata; Actinopteri; Cypriniformes; Cyprinidae. Gene Ontology annotation, molecular function: cell adhesion molecule binding.